GCAGGGGGCGCUGUGCGGCUCUGCGCCCAUCUAGUGCCGCUCUGUCUUGAGGCGGCGGCUCAAGAUGGCGGAGGGAGGCUCAGUGUGCGGCUUCGUGUUCAAGAAGCGGGGCCUGGCGGCGGGGAGGGGGCGGCGGAAGCGGCCCAGCAGCGACCAGGAGCAGGGGAGCAGCGGCGAUGAGGGCAGCACCGUGGUGAGGAAGGAGCGACGGAGGGACGCCCCCAACCCCAUGAUCCAGAAGACCAGGAGGUGCACAAAGGAGCGGCCCUCAUACGCCCUGAGCAGCAGCGAUGAUGAUGAUCCGUCGAAGGAGAUCGGAGUCACGUACAAAUCAACAAGGUCGGCGAAACCUGUUGGCCCAGAAGACAUGGGGGCCACAGCAGUGUAUGAACUGGACACAGAGAAGGAUAAAGAUGCCCAGGCCAUCUUCGAACGCAGCCAGAAAAUACAAGAGGAACUGAGAGGAAAAGAAGAUGAUAAAAUUUACCGUGGUAUUAACAAUUACCAGAAAUAUGUGAAGCCCAAAGACACGUCAAUGGGAAAUGCCUCUUCAGGAAUGGUCAGAAAAGGACCCAUCCGUGCUCCAGAGCACUUGAGGGCCACGGUGCGGUGGGAUUACCAGCCAGACAUCUGUAAGGACUACAAGGAAACAGGGUUCUGCGGCUUUGGAGACAGCUGCAAAUUCCUCCACGACCGCUCAGACUACAAACACGGCUGGCAGAUAGAAAGGGAACUGGAUGAAGGCCGCUAUGGAGUCAAUGAUGAAGAGAACUAUGAGGUGAGCAGCGAUGAGGAGGAUAUGCCUUUCAAAUGCUUCAUCUGCAGAAGUUCCUUCAAGAACCCCGUGGUCACCAAGUGCAGGCAUUACUUCUGUGAGAGCUGUGCCCUCCAACACUAUCGCAAAUCCCAGCGCUGUUACGUGUGUGAUAAGCAGACCAAUGGAGUCUUCAACCCAGCCAAAGAGCUCAUGGCAAAAUUGGAAAAACACAAAGGGGAGGAGGAAGAGGAGGAGUCAGACCACUCAGAACAUGGUGAAGACCCACACUAGCAAAGCACUCUGUUUUGUAUGGAGCCCAAUAAAGUUUUCAUGGGAAGAAUGCACAGAUCACAGCACUUGCCUUUGGGCCAGCAGCUGCAGCCAUUGGUGGUUCAUCCAACCAGGCCUUGUUAAAAUGGGGGCACGAGUGGUGCCAGUUGUCAGAGAAGACACAGGACAGAAUGGGGAAUGUUGCUGUGGCAAGGAGAAAUACAGGACUGGAGGCCAUGGACUCAGGACAAAUCUACCCACACUUCUGCUCUCCAUUCAGAGCCUUAGCAAGUCUGCUUGCCAACAUGGCUGUCCCAACUUCAGACAAGGGCCUUCAGGGUACAGAGUCCUCUCAACGUCAAGACUGACACACAGGCAGAUGGAAACCUCUGAAGCAGAAAGGCACCACCAAGGAAGUGAAAGCAAAAGGCUCUGAUAGCAGCGUUAUGGAGCAAUGGCAGCAGGUGAAACACUCAGCAGGAUAAUUCAUGCUUGAAUGUCAGAGCCAGCACUGUUUGUGCAGCGCUAUUUGACUCCGUGAUCCAAAGAGCAGCAGAACAGAUAAAGCAGCUUCAGGCUCGCAGUGCUGUUAGCACGAAGCAAAUCACCAACAGCCCCGUGUUACAACGUGGCAAUAAAACAACGGAUAAACCAGCCAGAGGCGUUGAAUGCAAGCAAAAGGGCGGCCCUGGAAAGCACCGCUGGGUGGGUGACAGUGCCCGUCCAUCACAGUGAUCGCAGCCGCUGCUGUCAGUCGUUCCAAGUGCUUUUCUCCCGUGACACCGAUCGCUUUGACGCUUUAUAACGCAAAAAUGAGCAGCGCCCCGUUUGGAACCCGUUGGGUUCGGGGAGACACACAUGUUACUAUAGAGGCGGUACCGGGCCGGGCCCAGCUCCCCUCGUUCGCACCGUGACUUUAAGGCGGCUCUUAUUGCGGCUCCCGUGACCCACAACACGGUGCUUUCCAUCCGGCCCCCAACAGGCCGCGGCCCGGUUUACCGGCUAGAGGGAGCUGGACGCCGUUUAACACUCACCCUAAUCCGUUCGGGUUUACUUACAAGAAAAGACAUGGACUCCGCGAUAGCGCUACCUCACUCAAUGAAGGGCAGGCAACCUAAAGGAUGACAGCGGUCGGUUGGCCCGGUCCGGCCCGGUCCGGCCCGGUUCCCCCCUCAGCCCUCACCCUCACCCUCUCCUCAGGCUGCGGCCUACUCGCACCGGUAGAGACGCUGCGUGUGACGUCAGCACGCCUCCACGUGACUCACGACGACGCGGCGCACACGUUUGACGUCAUCUCGCAAGCCCGCGCUCACGCACGAGAAAGGCGGGAAGCAGAGGGCGCCGCCAUGUUGGAUCUCCUCAGGGAGUGGCUGAGGUCUCUCAGCCCGUAAGCAGCGCAGAACGGCGGCUGCCUUCGCUCCAAGAGGAAAAGCCUCCAUCUAUACCAUCUCCAGCUGGUGAUGAGAGAUCCAUCUCUGGCUGCAGGCCCUUACUCCAUUCCCACCUCUCACCCGACAGGCUAAUUCACAUCACUGUCCUCAGGCCACUGCUGAGGUCAUGUUAAGUUGUAAUGCCUAUAAAAUGCUGAGGAAGUUGUAGUGACUGGGAAAAAAAAACUGCUCUUCAACACAAAAUAUGCCUUGAGCCCUCCCCAGGGCACCUGAGAUACUUAUAUACCAUUAGCUGAGAGGAACAUGGAGUCCAAAGCAAAGACGACAGGUAGAGUGUUUCAAUGAUCCUUUACUCUUCAUUAGGUAGUUCAUUGAAUGUUCGUAUUACAAAAUUAGCUGCCGUGGGACUGAGGGAAAGCUGUCCGCUUCAAGAGAGCACGAACCAAUAUUUCUUCUCAAAGAAAUUGUUGAAACACGAUCAUAUUAAAUCUUUAAAGCUAAAUAGUGCUAAAAUCUCACAUAAUCUACAUCGGUUUUGGUUUUAAAUUAACUUUUACCAACCAUUAUAAAAUUUCACAUAUUUGCAUGGAUCAGGUUACAGACUUUUGCAUUUAAAUCCACGUGAAGUACCCCACGCUGGAACAAGAGCUUGAAGCAAGUGCUGUUUCAACAGCAGCUCAUUCUUAUUGCCUAAGAACAAAGUUUGUACAAAUCAUUGUACAAGGAAAUGCAAGACACUGUUUUCCCCACAGAACUGUAAAAAGUCUGUCACAGCAACAAUAUCGUCACACCUUCUGGACUAGAAGCAUUUAUAAAAUGCACAGCUCUCUCAAUGAAGUGCUUGCACAAGGGCAUUCACUUCCCCCCACACACACUCAUACUCUUAUCAGACAAGACAAGAUGUCCACUGGAACGUUUUUACUUUCUUGGGGAAAUUGGCAAUUGCAGAUACUCCACUGAAUCGAGCUUCUUGCUGAAGUGAAUGAGGCAGCAGCUGCUAAGACCAGGAGAAAUGUUCUUGAGGCAAGUUUUUACAGUUAAAAUAUUCCAGGGAGGCUACUUGAAGCUGCUUAACUCACCAUGCGCUCCUAAAGAACCACCAUGCUGACAUUUUACACUGUAUUAAGGUCGUAGCAUUCAAAACCACAA
Molecule: messenger RNA, 3567 nt
Organism: Coturnix japonica (Japanese quail)
Lineage: Eukaryota; Metazoa; Chordata; Aves; Galliformes; Phasianidae
Source: RefSeq, a predicted model, not a curated record